This is a messenger RNA of Marchantia polymorpha subsp. ruderalis, 2811 nucleotides long. The record is from the annotation of a GenBank genome assembly. NCBI's taxonomy places the organism in Eukaryota, Viridiplantae, Streptophyta, Marchantiopsida, Marchantiales, Marchantiaceae.
CGGUCUGUCGAAAGUUGGUUUUAGAAAUCGAGAUCGUGGACGAGAGCUUCUUUGGGGUCCUUUCGGAGCUCCGCCGAAUUUCUAGGAAUACGGGGUUUUACGAUGAUGGGGCAAGGCGAGAGAAGGAAAGGGAAGGGAAGGCGAAACGAAUGGAGCACAAAUCGCAGCACCUUCGGAACCACCGAAAUCACAGCGAAGAAUUCACAGCUCUGACAGACGCCCUUCUCGGAACGGCGUGGGUAGAAUUUAGAGAAUUGGUGAUGCCAACAUUGGUCGCAGAAGAGAGGCACCGAUUGCCAAUCGAGCCAUGCAGCUUGGCCUUCUUCUUCUCAUUCCUCCAGCCCUGGGAAUGAAUCCAUCCAUACACAGCACGUCAGACCCGACCGACGACGUGCUUCAUCCGAUCUUGGAACCCCAGUCUCGAUCCUGCUUUCAAAGCGGAACGAGGAGUGGAUCCAUCGGAAUGGGCUAUGGGAGUGUCACAGUCAGUGGGAGCGAAGCACAUCGUGGAGUCAUGUCCACUUAGGAUCACAGUCCAGCCCAGCCAUCGCCAAGAUGACGCCAUGAAUUGUAUCUGCACAGUGUGACCCCGUCCAUCCUCACACGACAUGAUCGUCUUCUUCCCGUCCCGUACUCCGAUGUCUGGGAAGACCGUCGAAAGUGCGACAUUGCUGCGCCAUUGCAGCGACAGAAGGAAGAAAGGAAAGGCGAAGCGCGGUCUCUUUCCGGGCUCCAUGGCCGGACGGGGAGGGCCAAUCAUCGGUGCAGAGGGUUCUAGGCACGCAGGCACGCCGGCCCGGGGCAAGUGAGUCGAUGUCAAUGAUGGCUGCCACCUCCCUCGUCCUUCCUUCCUUGCUUACUAAGCUCGCGACGGGAAUCCGUCCGGUGUCAGUCGCCAGUUGCCGAAACAGUAGGUUUCUCGUAUCCGUGCUCACCAAGUUCUCGAAGCGAUGGCUGACAACAUCUCGAGCCACAGUCACUCGCAAAGCUCCCGCUCCCGCUGCCGAUGCUGAUGCUGCUGUACUUGAUUGGCGUCUAAAUACUAUUGACCGGUGCAUCGUCAGUGCGCUCCUAUUACUGUCGUCCAAUUUAAUAUCCAUUUAUGUGCAUUUCUACUCCACUCCACUCCACGGUACGCAAGCAGGCUCGUAAAUGAACGACGCCGUCUGCAGGACUUGCAUCGGGGUGCAGCUCGCGAGCAGUCACUGGCUGACGUGUUGCGAAUUGAAUAAUCUGAUCCGUCCCAGAAUCUCACUCCAAUCUCUCCAAUCAUCCGAGCGCUUUGUCGUGUUAAUGUACGGGGAUCUCCACCGAGCGAGCGAUUCCAGAACCUGCCGAGGCCGAAACUGAAGUUCGUGCUUUUGUGCAGUCGAAGCUCAAGUCGGAUUUAGAGUCGGUUUCGGAGGAUUUUGGAAGCCAGGUUAGCUCGAAACGGGGGUUGGCUUUGAAUCAAUCUUCUGAGCACUCGAUUGAUGACUGGGCCCGGAAGGGUCGAGCUCUGGGAUCUCUCGCUGGGACGUCCAGUGCUUGCUUUGUACUCGAGGAGCUGGCCCCAUGGUCAACGUCGCGGUACGCACGCACUCGAGCGAUGGAUUCCAUGAAUUCGGGGCACAGUCGAAUGAAGUGCGCACGCACCGUAGACCCCCGAGCUCGCAAGCUGCUCAUGCAAACUGGAGUACGAGAAUCUAGUGCUCCACGGCUAGAGCAAUUAAGCGUUUCCAUCAUCAAGUCUACCUCUGCUCUGCUCUGCUCUGCCCUACCACCACCAUCACCAUCACCUCCACCCCAACCUCCAUCCCCCGAGACCUCUUCCUCACCGAAGGUUGUAGAUGUCCAGAGAGUCGGUCCGUCAGUCGAGCCAUGUCUGCAAUUGAGCCAUCCAUUCAUCAAUACGAGUCCACUUCGGGCAGGCAUCGAGGACCACCACCAUCCGCAGCGAGGUUACUGGGUGGGUGGAAAUGGAUGCAGUUCUGAUAACGAAUUAAAGGUGAGGGAAAUGCCUCGAGGUGUCGAGCCGAGAAGAGGUUUGGUAAGACGAAUUGUUAAAUCUAAUGAGGAUGAUGACGCUUUGAGUGCCGGCAGGCAUUCGGACGCCGACAUGAUGGUUGUUGUCAGCCACCGGACAGACGAUCGACGACGAGCUGAGUCGAGGAAUCUCGAAUAAGCAAGCGGCGAUGGAGGCUGAUCGCUGUCAUUCGUCGCUCCUCCUGUGCCCACUGCUGUCACCCGACGUCACAUCUGCCUCGAGAUGACGAGCAACUGCCUCGGGCCCCAGCCAGCAGUAGUACGGUGAGGUUCUUCGGGACUCAGGGACACCCCCACACCCAAACGUCGAAGAAGCUCUCGAUGCCACGAGAGGUCUCUCUUAGGACACACUCACCGAGCGAGAAGCCAUUUUGCUCGUACGUCGAAGAGUCUGAUCCCCAGGCAGAAUCUCUAAAUCACCACCACCCGUCGAGCACAAGUGUGAGAUGUUGUCACUGUUACGACAUCGAGCAGCUUGCUGCUUCUUCUUGGGACUUGACAUUCUCCUCCUCGUCGUCCAGAGUUGAGUGAAUCACUGAGAGAUUGCAGACAUUGGAACAGACGAGAUCAUGAUCGCGCAGUUAUUACACGGGAACAUCGAAGGAGACAAAUACUCCGACUGCCAGGUUACAGUCGAUUGAUGUUCUCGAGCUGACAGAGUGAAACAUUGUUGUAGUACAUCUCACUGAGCACAAUCUUCCACCCACAAAAGCUCUAAUUUCCAUCAAUUUUCAUCAAGGCUGCUGAGUUGUAGAAAACUAAUUCUCAUAACCGAGACCGAGAAAU